Molecule: messenger RNA, 2026 nt
Organism: Pseudoliparis swirei
Lineage: Eukaryota; Metazoa; Chordata; Actinopteri; Perciformes; Liparidae
Product: sperm-associated antigen 16 protein-like
Molecular function (GO): protein binding
Source: RefSeq, a predicted model, not a curated record
GAUAAACAGCACAGUGAAGGUGGGCCGUCUCCAUGGCGACGGGUAAACAAGGAGCUGAGAAACUGAGCAGAGAAGAUGAAAGAAGGAGCCGACGAGGAGGUUACGUCCGAGGAGGAGAGGAGCAGCGAGGAAGAGGAAGAGGAGGAGGAGGAGGAGGAGGGGGAGGGGGAGGGGGAGGAGGCCUACCAGGAGGCCGCGGCCCCCAGAAGGACCCCCGCGCCCUCCAGGCAUCAACCGGCGCCCCACAUCCCGGAGGCCGUGGACGACUUCCUGAGGAACUUCCUGCGGCGCGCCGGCCUGAGCCGGACUCUGCAGGCCUUCGAGGCGGAGUGGUACGGCUCGGCCCGGAAGCUCCUGACCGGCGCUCUGGGGACCGCGGGCCGCGGCUCCUUCCUCCCCGACGCCGCGGCGCACGGGCUGCUGCUCCGCGGCGCGCUGGAGGCGGCGCGCGGGGAGGCGGGCCGCCUCCAGCGGGCCGUCCUGCUGGCGGCCGGCGGCCUGCGGAGGAUGCAGCGGGAGAGCGACUUCCACCGGCUGCAGCGCCGCCGGGCGGCCGAGCAGAAGGCCCGGCUGCUGGGGGACUGGAGGCGGCUGAAGGGACACCUGCGGGCCCAGGAGCCGGCGCUGCGCCUGCUGGAGGACAAGCGGCGGGCGGCCCUGAGCCACAAGAUGCUCCUGGGCCUGGAGAAGGACCGCCUCCACACCGCCACGGAGGCCCGGAGCAAGGAGGACACGUCCAGCAGCAGGAGGAAGGAGGAGGAGUCCAUCAGCAGCAGGAGGAAGGAGGAGGAGUCCAGCAGCAGGAGGAAGGAGGAGGAGUCCAUCAGCAGGAGGAAGGAGGAGGAGGUGUCCAGCAGCAGGAGGAAGGAGGAGGAGUCCAGCAGCAGCAGGAGGAAGGAGGAGGAGUCCAGCAGCAGGAGAGACGACCCGUCUCCAGACCAGAGACAUCCAGAAGACUGGGAGCCCCGCAGGGGGCCCCUGGAGCCUCACUGGCCUCAGGAGGCCCUCAGGAGCCCCGGGUCCUUCAGCCGGUCCUGGUCCUUCAGGGCCCACCAGCUCCCCAUCAGCUGCAUCGACCUCCACCCACAGGAACGCCUCCUCGCCACCGCCAGUGACGAUCACAGCUGGAGGCUGUGGGAGCUGCAAGCCAACGGGGAGAAGGUGAGCCAGAUGCUGCUGACGGGCGAGGGUCACUCUGAUUGGCUGACCGGCUGCAGCUUCCACCCCGACGGAUCCAAACUGGCAACGACCAGCGGAGACUCCACGGUGCGUGUGUGGGACUUCUCCCGCGGCGGCUGUGGCCACGGCCAGCCCACCUGGGGCUGCUCCUUCCACCCCGGCGGCGCGCUGCUGGCGUCCUGCUCCUCGGACCGCACCGCCCGGCUGUGGGACGUGAGCCGCCGCCGCUGCCGGCUCACGCUGCGCCGCCACGCCGCCGCCGUCAGCAGCGUGUGCUUCCGGCCGGCCUCCGACCUGCUGCUCACGAGCUCGGCCGACCGGACGCUCGCCAUGUGGGACGCCCGGCUGGGCGCCGUCUGCACCGCCGUGUUCCGCGGACACCGGCACCCCUGCAACCACGCGGCCUUCGGCCCGGCGGGCGACGCCGUGGCGUCCUGCGACGCGGUCUACCUGUGGGACGCCAGGAACCCGGCGGCGCCCACGGCCACGGUGGACGCCGGGCCGCUGGCCGCCAACCGGGUGGCCUUCGGCCCGUCGGGGAAGACGCUGGCCGUGGCCGGCGCCGACGGGCGGGUCCGGCUGCUGGACCUGGAGUCCGGCGCGGCGAGCGUCCUGCCGGGCGGCGGCGGCGGCGCCCUGCAGAGCGUCGCGUUCUGCCACCAGGGGGCGACGCUCCUGUCGGCCGGGAGCGACGGGGAGGUCACCGUGUGGACCGGGGUCAGCUGACCACAUUCACAACACCUCUGACCUUCAUCCGUCACGUUAUUGAUCACUCGUCUCGUCCAACAUUAAAAUUCAUUUUCUGAUGAUUUCGGCUUCAUAACAAAUAAAAAUAUCAUUUUUGGCA